This is a messenger RNA of Bombyx mori (domestic silkworm), 3906 nucleotides long. RefSeq names its product star (gene S). The record is from RefSeq and is a predicted model, not a curated record. Bases 176 to 1033 code for a protein of 285 amino acids. Lineage: Eukaryota; Metazoa; Arthropoda; Insecta; Lepidoptera; Bombycidae. The transcript has 6 exons.
ACCUGUCCCUGUCAAACAGUGUCAAAAAAACUUUUUUGACAACCCGGGACGCCAAAUUUCCAGUGUGCUAAGUUAAAAUUGAUAAAUUUAUAAAAAAAAUAUUUCAUUAUUCAAAUUUAUCGUGAAUACAGAUCAAGAUAACCCACCUCCACCUGUAGAAGAACCUGGCCAAGCUAUGGACAAACCCCCAGAACCUAAACCCAACCUAAUAGACAAGCUUGUAAUAAUUUUUGCCGAAUCGACACAUAGCCCUCGAUUCACAUUGCCGGCAUUCAUGAAAGCUCCACCGAAUGAGUUGUACCGACGAUUGCUACCAGCAAUGCUCUUUGUUUUGACAUUUGUGACUGUCAUGACGAUGCUCUUAAUUUACAUGGACACAGUUGCAUUGGGAGCCCAACAGUUCCGCUUAAACAUGACCCGUGACUAUGAGCUGGCUCGUAUAGGUCAGGGCUCGGCAGCAUUGAUCGCCUAUGUCAGACAACUACAUUUGACUGCUCGUUCGAAACCUCAAGAUGUUGUUACCACACCUACAGAACAGGUGAAGGUUUUGGAUUCCAUUUUUGGAGAGGAAUUGUACAAUGGCACAUUUGUGGAGUGGAUGGCUUCUGGUGGACGAUGGCAAAGCACCAGCUAUCUGGAAUCAGCACGGGGCUGGUCAGGACUGGUGGCCAGGGCGGCACCUCAGGACUAUUUCGCACUCCGAGCUGCGAGGACUCUGCACGCCUGUCUGAGCCCGAACCAACACCCCAGGGAGAUAAGUUACGAGGAGGAAGGGUUCUGGACCCGCGUGCUGUGCCUGCCGCUGUACACGGUGCUGGCGGCCGCCGAGCUGAGCGCGUGCCGCUACGUGGUGCUGGACGCGCCGCCCGCCCUGCGCGUGCUGCCCUUCCGCAGCCUGCAGCUACAGGUACUGGAAGUGAUACAAUCAGACCCUGAAAUACGCAAUCAAACAACAGAUUUUCUCCUGUCAAAGAAUUACACAGUUGCAGCUACCUUCAAGGAUAGCAUUAUGUACUCUUUAAAGACAAAUUAAUAGGGCGGACUCAGGACCAUCUUGGGUGACCUGUUCACAAACCAUUAAGUUAUUCCCGAAUGAUGGAGUGAGUAUACACGUUUGGCUUACAUACAGCAUCCUCAUCUAAAGAAGUAAGUUAAGAAAUAAAAAAAAAACUAUUCCUAAAAAUAUUAAUAUUUUACACCAUCUAGUUUCAUUGUUUUGUAGCAACGUUGCAUUUUCACUGUACAUGCAUUUUCAUUGUACAGAUUGCAGCUUCAACGUAUUGAAAUUUAAAAUCAAUAUUUUGCAUUUAGUUUCAUUCUUAAAAAAAUAAUGUUAUGAACAUACCGUUUGUACUCAUAUUAGUCUAUCAACUAAAUAUUAAAUAAAUAUUAAAAUAUUUAUUGUUGUACAAAGAUGAUUGUUUGAAAAAUGAAAUAAUAAUAUUUGAUUUGUCCACUCACUGUAUCUGUUAUAGAUUAUUUCUACAAUAGAUUAAUUACUGAUGGUCUGAUUAGUGUAACUGUGAUUUUUAUAUUACUACUUCAAUUAAAACAUCAAAAAUAAGAAGUUCUCAAUUCGGGUCAUGUUUUUUUUAUGGAUAUUUAAAUUAAAGCUUUAAUCUUUUUAAAUUAGCUAAUGAUUAUAACGUUUCACAAUUUAACAAUAUCUCAUUUUUAAUUCUUAAAUUUGAUUCUAAUUAUUGAAUGUAAUAGUAAUUUUAAUAAUUAAAUUAAUUAGUUAAACAUAAUUACUUAAAAUGCUAAUUCACAAUCAAAAGACUUGUGUGUUUGAAAUAUUGAAUUUAAUGUAAAUUAUUUCCUUAUGAAAGUGCCUUAAAAGUAAUAUGAUUAAAAUACAAUAGAUAAUUAAGCUAAUUAUUACCAUUUCUCAAAAGUUCUUAAAACAGGAGAAUUACAUUAUACAGGGUGCUUUUUUCGACAAUCCAUAGAUCUGUUUGUCUGAUCCCCUGGUGAGGGGAAUCCAUUUACAUUUAGUUUUUAUUAAUGAUAUAGAGGGCAGAAGUAUAAAGAGCACCAUCUUGUAUAGGGGAGAAGUUAAAAAGUGUUCACUUGUAAACAAGUUAUUGUUGGAAGAUUCAAUGAAAUAGCACUAGUGUAGGAAGUGGAAAUGAUAUGAAUAUAGCAGUUUUUGAACAGAGUGAAGUGUCGUAGGUUAUGGCGUUGUUUUUAACAUCUCUCCACUUGCUGCUAUGGCUUCCUUUCAAUGGACACUUUUUAAUAUACAAAGAUGAUGCUCCUUACUCCUACCCUCCAUAAUUAAUGAAUAUACUUUUAGUACUCCUUGAAGCAGCUUAAACACGGUGUAAUAACUGUAAUAACUGUUCGUUUACUUGUCUAGGGGAGUAUGUGUCUCUCUCUCUCUCUCUCUCUGUCUCUUUGUGUCAUAUUGAAUGUUUAAUGAAGGCAAUUAAGCAAGUGUUGUAGUUAUUGUAAACAAUCACUAGUUCCCUCCUUUUCUGUAGUUGAUGUGAAAGGGAUGCACCGCUUGUCACCGCGUGCUCUACGGAUACUUGUGAGCUUCUAGUGUUAGCCGCGUGACGUCACACGAAAUUUUAAAUGUUCUUAUUUUAAGUAUCUUAUAAUCUUAUGAGAUGAUUAAUGUUUGUGAAAAGAAAAACGAUUAAUAUUUUAAGAUUAUUUUAAUUUAAUUUUAUUAAUCAUUCCAAUUACUAUUAUUAUUAUUAUUAAUUCCAUUAUAUUAUUUUUAAUUAAGUUAUUAAUAAGACUGAACUGAUCUGAUAUUAUUUGAAUGGUAAAAAAAAACAGUAAUUAUUUGGUUUUUCAAAAUAAAGCAUAUAUGUUUAUGUUUAGUGUCGGCAAUUCGGUAGCGAUGCAUUGACAUCUUUAUUGCCAUGGCUGAUGGUCCCUAAACCGUCCGCGCCCGCGCCCCCCGCACAGUUCGGUAGUUAGCGCUCCUGACACACAGUCCGGGUCGUGGCUUCGAUUCCCACAUCCUACAAACGUUCGUGUGAUGAACAGAUUUGUUUGCUCUUUGUCUGGGUGUUUAUAAAAGAUGAAAAAAUAAACACGCGAAUACAUAUGAAAGUAGAUUUUCUAAUAGGUUGUUCGGAAAGUAAUUUCGUUUUUUUUGUAAAAAUGAACCCAUACAUUGAGCUUAGAGGAUAAUCCCAGGCCUUUCAUAAAUUUAACCUCAGUUCGAUCUAACGUGCUGUUAUUCGCCAGUUCGCAUCAACUAAUACCUUUAUCGCGUCUUUAUCAGCUUCAACCGGCCUUCCCGAACGUGGUACAUCUUCGACAUCAAAAUGUCCGGAUCGAAACUUAAGCGAACCAGUUCUGGCACUGGCGUACUGCCAACACACCUUCUCAUACACAUCGGUCAAUUUCUUACUGGCUUGAACAGCAUUUUUACCCUUUCUGUAGUAAAACAGUAAGAUAUGUCGAAAAUGCUGCUUAUUGCUCUCCAUAUUUAAAAAGGCACCUACCAACCAAAAACUACUGCGUAAAAUUAAUUGGAAUUUUUCACACACAAGCCUUGCUAUAUGAGCUCUCAAAGCAUAUAAAAAUUUUACGGCUUAAAUGUGAAGUUGGGUGCAAAAAAAUGCAAUUAAAUCCUCUGUCGGGAAAAAACGAAAUUACUUUUCGAACAACCCAAUACGUUUAAUGCCGAGUGUGCAGAUUGAAUCAAAAAAAAAAAAACGCGGCAAGUGCAGCAGAAUACGCGCAGACCGGGAAUUGCAAAGCGCGGGCGGCUCAGGUUAACUUGGUUAUUAAGUGAAUGUCAAUUUCAGUAUUAGCACUAAUACGAUAUUAAUUUUUUAAUUUUGUCGAACGUCUCGACCGUUCCGCUACUUGUAAGUAAGUGUACUAUCGUGUAGCUUUAGUUUUGUAAGCGCUCAAUUUUACCAAUAAAAUUAUUGCUUUAAA